GCCAGCCCGCGCAGCGACAGUGGCUGCGGCAGGGACUGUGCAUCGCAGGGCACAACAUGCGGGGCUUGUGGCCGCCGCCCCCGCUGGCCGCUGUGCUGUCGGCGCUGGGGAUGUCGACCUACAAGAGGGCCACGCUGGACGAGGAGGACCUGGUGGAUUCCCUCUCCGAGGGCGAAGUGUACCCCAACGGCCUGCAGGUAAACUUCCGCAGCCCCCGGAGCAGCCAGAGGUGCUGGGCCACAAGGACCCAAGUGGAGAAGCGGCUGAUAGUUCUGGUGGCUCUUCUGGCAGCAGGACUGGUGGCCUGCCUGACAGCACUGGGCAUCCAGUACCGGACAAGAACACCCCCGGUAUGCCUGAGUGAGGCCUGUGUGUCCGUGACCAGCUCCAUCCUGAACUCCAUGGACCCCACAGUGGACCCCUGUCAAGACUUCUUCAGCUAUGCCUGUGGGGGCUGGAUCAAGGCCAACCCUGUGCCUGAUGGCCAUUCACGCUGGGGGACUUUCAGCAACCUCUGGGAACACAACCAAGCCAUCAUCAAGCACCUGCUUGAAAAUUCUACAGCCAGUGUGAGCGAGGCAGAGAGGAAGGCCCAAGUGUACUACAGAGCAUGUAUGAACGAAAGCAGGAUUGAGGAGCUCAAGGCCAAACCCCUAAUGGAGCUGAUUGAGAAGCUCGGAGGCUGGAAUAUCACAGGACCCUGGGCCAAGGACAACUUCCAGGAUACCCUGCAGGUGGUCACUGCCCACUACCGCACCUCCCCCUUCUUCUCCGUCUAUGUCAGUGCCGACUCCAAGAACUCCAACAGCAACGUGAUCCAGGUGGACCAAUCUGGCCUGGGCUUGCCUUCCAGGGACUAUUACUUGAACAAAACCGAAAACGAAAAGGUGCUGACUGGAUACCUGAACUACAUGGUCCAGCUGGGGAAGCUACUGGGCGGGGGGGAUGAGGAUGCCAUCCGGCCCCAAAUGCAGCAGAUCCUGGACUUUGAGACAGCACUGGCCAACAUCACCAUCCCCCAGGAGAAGCGUCGGGACGAGGAGCUCAUCUACCACAAAAUGACGGCUGCCGAGCUGCAGACCUUGGCACCUGCCAUCCACUGGCUGCCCUUUCUGAACACCAUCUUCUAUCCUGUGGAGAUCAAUGAGACUGAGCCAAUUGUGGUCUACGACAAAGAGUACCUUGAGCAGGUCUCCACCCUCAUCAACAACACCGACAGAUGCCUGCUGAACAACUACAUGAUCUGGAACCUGGUGCGGAAAACAAGCUCGUUCCUUGACCAGCGCUUUCAGGAUGCCGACGAGAAGUUCAUGGAAGUCAUGUAUGGUACCAGGAAGACCUGCCUUCCCCGCUGGAAAUUUUGCGUGAGUGACACGGAAAACAACUUAGGCUUCGCCCUGGGCCCCAUGUUCGUCAAAGCGACCUUUGCCGAGGACAGCAAGAACAUAGCCAGUGAGAUUAUCCUGGAGAUCAAGAAGGCAUUUGAAGAGAGCCUAAGCACCCUGAAGUGGAUGGAUGAAGACACCCGGAAAUCUGCCAAGGAGAAGGCGGAUGCCAUUUACAAUAUGAUAGGCUACCCCAACUUCAUCAUGGACCCCAAGGAGCUGGACAAAGUCUUCAACGAUUACACCGCAGUUCCAGACCUCUAUUUUGAGAAUGCCAUGCGAUUUUUCAACUUUUCAUGGAGGGUCACAGCUGACCAGCUCAGGAAAGCCCCCAACAGAGAUCAGUGGAGCAUGACGCCUCCCAUGGUGAAUGCUUACUACUCACCCACCAAGAAUGAGAUUGUGUUUCCGGCCGGGAUCCUGCAGGCGCCGUUCUACACCCGCUCCUCGCCCAAGGCCUUGAACUUCGGUGGCAUCGGUGUUGUCGUGGGCCACGAGCUGACGCAUGCUUUUGAUGACCAAGGCCGGGAAUAUGACAAGGACGGCAACCUCCGGCCCUGGUGGAAGAACUCCUCAGUGGAGGCCUUCAAGCAGCAGACGGAGUGCAUGGUGGAGCAGUACAGCAACUAUAGCGUGAACGGGGAGCCCGUGAACGGCCGCCACACGCUCGGGGAGAACAUUGCUGACAAUGGGGGCCUCAAGGCAGCCUAUCGGGCUUACCAGAACUGGGUGAAGAAGAAUGGGGCUGAGGAGACGCUGCCCACGCUGGGCCUCACCAACAAUCAGCUCUUCUUUCUGGGCUUCGCGCAGGUCUGGUGCUCAGUCCGCACCCCGGAGAGCUCCCACGAAGGCCUCAUCACGGACCCCCACAGCCCCUCCCGCUUCCGAGUCAUCGGCUCCCUGUCCAAUUCCAAGGAGUUCUCAGAACACUUCCACUGCCCGCCUGGCUCCCCCAUGAACCCGCAGCACAAGUGUGAGGUCUGGUAAGGAGCAAAGCAAAGAGAGCCAAGGCAGAGGAGGGGCAGGGGCUGAGUACAAGUCCUGGGGGUGGGGCUGCCAGUCUGCCCCCUCCUGCUGGCCUCAAAGGCAUGGCCCAGCCCCCUUCCUCCAUGGAGGGAUUAUAGCUGUCACCUUGCUGCCCAAGAUGGACAUUCUCAGCAUUACCUAAGAUUGUUCCCCGUGAAGAUCUGUCAUCCUAGGCACUUGUGCGCCAACUUAGUGACUUUUGGGUGUCAGGCUCGUGUUCACCAGGCCUGGCCCCACAACGACAAGGGUGAUGGAGCACAGCCCCUCACCCACAUCCAGCGCCAGAUAUACCACAAGCACCACUGUGUCAAAUGCUUUAAAGAUAUAUUUUUGGGGAAACUAUUUUUUAAACAUUGUGGAAUACACUGGAAAUCUUCAGGGAAAAAAAUGCAUUUAAAACACUUUUUUUAAGGAAAGGAUUGGUAUAUUUAUUAUGUUCUGUUUUUCUAAAUAACCUGUGGACAAAGGAAGCCCCCAGUGAGAUACCCUUCACUUUGAGGCUGGGCUGAGGCAGGGACCCCCCAGGCUGCUGAGCAGGUCCCCACAUACAGCUGCCUUGGCCCUUGGGGUAUGCAAGCCGAGCUUCUGCAUCACCCACACAGAUAGGAGGCUGGGGGCCAAGCAGAGGGAGAAGACAGUCCAACCCUGGGAACCCCAGCAAGGAAGGUCUGAUCUCCAGUAUCUCAGCAGGGGACUGGUGGCUGCACCAGAAAGAAGCCAGGCCAGGGCCCUUGAACAUGAGCAGAGAGUGCCCAAGGACCCUGGGGGUGGGCUGACCCUCCCCAUCAGUUGCACUGCUGUCCAUAGAUGUCCUUUCCCAUCUUUCUCUGUUGGUCACCGCAUGUCUGUCCCAGGGACCCGUUGCCUAUCUGUAGCAAUGCUCCCAUCCCAGCCACUUUGGGGUCUGCCUUGUUGCUCCUCUUCCCAGGGGAAGGAGAAAAGGAGCCUCCGCUCUAGUCUCCUGCAAGGUAUGGACUGCCCUCAGCCCCUCACCCACCUGGCCGGGCCCCAGGGCCGGCUCACCAGUGCCUUAUUAUUAUUGAGGCUGCGGCCCUGAGUGCUACCAAGGAGAUAGCCCUGCCCCAGAGGCCCUUAGCCUCCUCAGCGGGUCCCCCAAAUGUCCUGACAGAAAACCACACUCCUGGUGCCCAUAGGGUCACCCCUCACUGCUCCCAGGCUACAGCCCCUGAAUUCCCCUGGAUUGGACCAAGACUACCCAUAGCUGAGUGCGUUCCUCUCCUUAUGGGUACUGUUAGCCAAAAGAGACUGUGAGGGGAAGUUCCCCCAAGCCCAUGCAGCCAGUAUGUCACCUAUAGGGGGAGGAAGAAUGACAUCCCCUCCAUGGGGCCACAGCUUCUCACAUAGGAGAGACCUGGGCUGUACCGGGUGGAGCUCAGUGUGCCACUGAGACAUGCUUAGGGAAGCCAGCCCCAGGGACAGGCAGGGCAGCUCCUCAGUGCCCCUGGCCAGGCCUUCCAAUGUCUCAUGAGACACAGACAGCACAGUGACCACCCUGACAGCCUUGGCUUAGCCUCAGAGAAGGAACGAGGGGUUGGAAGAAGCCCUAUUGGAGGCCCCUGGGCACUGGCAGCAAGUUCAAGGCCUGACAGCUCUUCCAGGGCAAGACGAGACAGGAACCAGGGAAGGAGCUGGAGCCUAGUGCCAGCCAUGUACAGAUGUGCCCUUCCCAGUUUGAUCCCCUCUACACCUCCUCUCCCUCUACCCUCUGCCUUCCCCAUGGAGGGGGCAGUCUGGAAAGUGUCAACACAGCUUUGGGGAAGCCAGUGUUAUUGUGCCCAUUGUGUUGAGGGUGGGAGCUGGGAGCUGGGGGACAGGUGUGGCUGGAGGUGCAGGAGCAGAGGCAGCUGCACGCGGGCCUCCUCCCAUAGGUCAGAAGCCGUGGGCUGGCUUCUCUGUGGGUACGCAGACGUGGGGGUUGGAACUGGGAAUCUAUUUUUUGUAUUAUGUCUCGUGCUACUGUAGUUUUUGUGUGGCACUAUUGUAAUUGAAAUAAAGUACUUGUACCCGG
Octodon degus (degu) is the source of this 4440-nucleotide messenger RNA. RefSeq names its product endothelin converting enzyme 1 (gene Ece1). Gene Ontology annotation, cellular component: plasma membrane. The transcript has 19 exons. Gene Ontology annotation, biological process: peptide hormone processing. Bases 57 to 2372 code for a protein of 771 amino acids. Lineage: Eukaryota; Metazoa; Chordata; Mammalia; Rodentia; Octodontidae. Gene Ontology annotation, molecular function: metalloendopeptidase activity. The record is from RefSeq and is a predicted model, not a curated record.